GAACAGGAAGUUCUGAAAACGCAUCUAGUUGUCUGUGAUUUAAAAAACUAGAAUGCGUAAAAGGAACGGUUAGCGCGACACCCCUCAAUCCUCAUCAAAUCUUGCCCUUACCUCACCGCUGCUCUCUGCAGACUGCAAACUGCAAACUGCAAACUGCAAACUGCAAACUGCAAACUGCAAACAGAGACACCAAAGCAGAUCUCAUCUUUCUCAUCAAGCGCUGCUCUUUUGACGCCUUGUGUUCUGUUCAGAAUGGGUCUGUCUUUCACGAAGCUCUUCAGUCGCUUAUUUGCCAAGAAGGAGAUGCGUAUACUCAUGGUCGGUCUCGACGCCGCCGGUAAGACCACCAUUCUCUACAAGCUCAAGCUCGGCGAGAUCGUCACCACCAUUCCAACCAUUGGGUUUAAUGUGGAAACUGUGGAGUACAAGAACAUCAGCUUCACUGUCUGGGAUGUUGGUGGCCAGGACAAGAUCCGUCCUUUGUGGAGACAUUACUUCCAAAAUACCCAAGGACUUAUAUUUGUGGUUGAUAGCAAUGACCGAGAUCGUGUUGUGGAAGCUAGAGACGAGCUGCACAGGAUGUUAAAUGAGGAUGAGUUGAGAGAUGCUGUGCUUCUUGUUUUUGCAAACAAGCAAGAUCUUCCAAAUGCUAUGAAUGCUGCUGAAAUAACUGAUAAGCUUGGUCUUCAUUCUCUUCGUCAGCGUCACUGGUAUAUCCAGAGCACAUGUGCCACAUCUGGUGAAGGACUUUAUGAAGGACUUGACUGGCUCUCAAACAACAUUGCAAACAAGGCAUAGUGAUUAUCGGUCGUGGGUUGCAUGAAGUUCAGUUGAGUUUCGAUUCUGACUUCCGAUGUUUGAUGUGGUUACCGUUUACCCUGUUUAGAAUCUUAUCUGCUCUAGCAUGUAUUAUUUGUCUUCGAUAAAGAACAGAUGUCUACUACCUAAUAUCAAAAUAAUUUGCGUUUUUUUUUUUUUUUCGUGUAUGACCAAAAUUGAAGGCAUUGUUUCACCCAUUGAAUUGUGAAGUCAAUUUUAUAAUUGAAAGUUUUUGCAUUUAUACAUGAUAUGUUAAACACAAUUAACAACAGUGUAUCUCAGACAUCGAUUAUUGUUUA
Cajanus cajan (pigeon pea) is the source of this 1118-nucleotide messenger RNA. RefSeq names its product ADP-ribosylation factor. Gene Ontology annotation, molecular function: GTPase activity; GTP binding. NCBI's taxonomy places the organism in Eukaryota, Viridiplantae, Streptophyta, Magnoliopsida, Fabales, Fabaceae. The record is from RefSeq and is a predicted model, not a curated record.